AAAUUUGCCAUCAGAUUUCAGGAUUUCACUCAUUAAUGGAUCCUUCUACGCCUCCAUAUCAUCGUUCCGACAAGUCUCGAAACAAAUCCUCCUCCCGCUUGGCCCGGAUUGGGGAUAAAGCACACCAAGAGUCCCUUCGCAUUUCGCUUGACCUCGUUUCAUCUCCCACCAAAUCCCUAUCACCUUCUGCCUUGUCUCUCAAAUCUCCUCCCUCACUUCCCAUCAGAGACCUCCUCCUUCUUUCACCUUCGCCUCGCAGGAGGUCUAAGACCCGCCUCACGGAUCGGCUUGAAAUGGCGGAAGAAUUCGUGGAGCCUGUUGGCUUACAUCGGCGAUGCAAAGGUAGAGGAGCCCAAAUGGGUACGCUAGCAUCCCCGAGGAAUUCUCGAAGGUCAAGGAGGCGAUCGGAGCUUGAGAUUCGAGAAGAGAGAGAUACGGGGUUGGCAGAUGAGAAUGCCAAGCCUAGGAAAAGAAAGAACAGCGGGCGAUCUAAGAAGGAGAAACUGAGUUUGGUUCCCUAUGUCCCUGCUUCAAGUUCAUCUCCAAAGGCUGAUGAAGAAAAUGGAGGUAAUCUAGAUCGUAUUGGACAGCUCAUAACUGAUUUGAUUAUGUGGAAAGAUACAUCAAAAUCAACCCUUUGGUUCGGCUUCGGCUUCCUCUGUUUCUUAUCUUCUUGCUUUACUAAUGGUCUGAACUUGAGCGUAUUCUCCGUCGUGUCACAUCUAGCAAUUCUAUAUCUGGGUGUUUCUUUCAUCUCAAACUCUAUCUGUCAAAGGAACCAGAUAAAAAAGAAGAGUGAAGAGAAGCUGAAAGAAGAUGACAUUUUACGUCUCGCAAAAUUGAUUCUUCCCGCUUUAAAUCUUGCAAUUUCAAAGAUACGAGAGCUUUUCUCAGGGGAACCAUCCAUGACCCUGAAGGUAGUUCCUUUCCUUCUUCUAGGAGCAGAGUAUGGCCACCUUAUUACACUUUGGAGGUUGUGUGCCAUCGGAUUUUUUGUCAGCUUCAGUGUCCCAAAGCUUUAUUCUUGCUACUCUGCUCAGAUGAGCCACAGAGCUGAAUGCUUCAAAUUGCGGUUGAUGGACACGUGGAAUGGUUGCACUCACAAGAAGUUAGUGGUAGUAUCGGUUGUCACAGUCUUCUGGAAUCUAUCAUGUAUAAAGACCCGAAUCCUCACAGCAUUUAUAGGGCUCGUAAUAUUUAGAUAUUUUCGGCAACAUGCAAUGCAAGAAGUAGAAGAUGGGGAAGAAGUGGGAGAGAAGGAACAGCAGCAAGCGCUUGCGGCGGCAGAAACAGAGGAAAAGGAACAGCAGCAAGCGCUGGUGGUGGUAGAAACAGAGGAAAAGGAAAAGGAGCAGCAAGAGUUGGUUGUGGCAGAAACUGAGGAAAAGGAAAAGAAACAGCAGCAAUAAGUCUUUUGCUGCCAAUAUUAGCACUUAGCCAUAUGUUGACACUUAACACAUCAAUAAGUAUAUUACUGAUGAUAUAUAUGGAACCCUUCUUAGUAAUUUGGUGAAGAGGUUGAAUGUGCUUUGGCCUAUGUUCAAUAUUUUUCCGCCAUAUAUGAUCAAGAAGUAUAAUUUAGUAAUAUGAUCAUAGAUGUGCACAAAUAUUUCAACUAUGCAAGGAAAAAAUCUUAAUAUA
Neltuma alba is the source of this 1641-nucleotide messenger RNA. Its product is annotated as reticulon-like protein B17. The record is from RefSeq and is a predicted model, not a curated record. The transcript has 8 exons. NCBI's taxonomy places the organism in Eukaryota, Viridiplantae, Streptophyta, Magnoliopsida, Fabales, Fabaceae. Bases 36 to 1409 code for a protein of 457 amino acids.